Molecule: messenger RNA, 939 nt
Organism: Debaryomyces tyrocola
Lineage: Eukaryota; Fungi; Ascomycota; Pichiomycetes; Serinales; Debaryomycetaceae
Source: the annotation of a GenBank genome assembly
AUGGAUAAGACUGACUACGCACAUAUAAACACAGAUGAAAUAAAUGAAUCACAUUAUAGAACUAUCGUAAUCUGCACUUUCAACCUAGGUAAGGACUUAAUCAUCUUUCCAUCUGAAAAUGCUAUGAAAGACUACUGCAAAACUAAAGAUCUACCAGAGGGUUGCGAAGAGUAUAACCUGAUUUUACAGAAACAGUACAAUGGACUGGCGAUGCCAUUGCUUGAGGUGAAGUUCUGCAAAACAAAAAGAUUUGGUGUUAAGAAGUUCUUCAACAUUGAUAAAUUCAUACCCGUGCCUAGGGAGUCGAAUAGACUAUUUGAUAAAAGCGUUGACAGAUAUAAAUUCUGUACUGCUUAUAGAAGCUCCGGUAAAAAGCAUUAUAAAUAUACAUUCGAAUUCGAGCCAGAUCCUCAAGACUCGUCCAAAAACUUCCAGACAUAUCUAUUUAACCAUCGCAAAGCUCGCCUUGGUGAUAUGCCCAAAAUUGGAAAUGACGACGGAAACUUUAGGUGGAUUUUAACUAACAAAUAUCCAAAACAAAAAUAUACUUAUUCUUUAUUCCUGUUAGAUGCUGGUCAACCUUCAUUGACUGAUAACAUGGACACAUCUAAAAUGGAAUUGGACCCUAAAAAUGAAUUGAUAGUUAACAGGCCAUGGAUGGGUAGAAGUCUUCAUUCACCUAAUGAAAUCGCAACAUUAAUACAUUUGGCUGAUAAUCAUGGAACAUUUAGUAUUCAUCAAACAGCCUGCUUGAAGAUUCACAAAUCACAAUACCUGAAAGGUUUAGAAUCUGAUAGUAUACAUUCGCUCAACAUGGAUGAAUUGACUUUUAUAACUACAUCCAUCGUUUCGAAAUUUACUUCGGAAAAGAAUACUACAAUAAACGAUUCAAUGCAAAAAUUGAAUAAAUCACACUAUACUUUAACGUUGGUGAUGUAG